AUGGUGACCAUCGAGUCACUGACGAAGGAACAGUUGAAGGACUUCUUACAACAGCAAGAGUUAUCAACUACAGGCAAUAAGGCGGAAUUAGUUGCACGAUUAACUGAACACGUGAAGUCAAGCGGCGUAGUUUUGCAAUUUACUAACGAUAAUGAGGAAUUGCGGGGUGAAAACGAAGAAUUGAGAAAACAAAUUAGCGAACUGCGGCUAAUGGUGCAACAGGUAGUAAUUAACCAGAAUAACGUUAGAAACAAUCAAAACAGUACUUCAGAAAUGCCUAGUAAGAACCGUAACGCGCAUUCUAUACGAGAAAUCGCAGAAGUCUUGCCCGAAUUCGACCCAACGAACGAAGAUUCUAUUACGGCUAAGCAAUUUGUCGAACGUGUUGAAGCUGUUAUGUCUGUAUAUGCGUGGCCCGAAAAAAGUGUGCUUCUUGCAGUGUAUAGCCGUUUGAAGGGUGUAGCGCGCAUGUGGGUGGACGCAUCACCAAGAAUGCAUGCUACUUGGAAGGAGUUCUCAAAUGAGCUUGUCAUCGAGUUCGGUUGCGAACACGAUGAAGCGGAUAUACAUUACAAUAUGUCGCGCGUUGCUCGAAGGCAAAACGAAAUAAUAACUGAGUUCAUUUUUCGUGUCUCUGCGCUAGGACGACGUCACAAUCUUAGUGAGAUGGCUAUCACGAAAUACGUCCAAGAAGGAUUAAAACAUCGAGAACUACAAAUGGCGAUUGCUCCGCAAAAAUUCGUAUCUAUUAAAGAAAUGCGUGAAACAUGCGAGAACUUUUUUCAAAAUUGCAUUGAGAUAAACGAAAAGCCUUUUCAUAAUGCGAACAAAGAAUACAAUCGUUCAGUAAAGCAAAGAAUGUUAUGUGUUACAAUUGUGGUGCACCCCAAAAAUGAACAGCAAAAUUGCGGAAAACCAUCCGCUUUCGUGCGAAAAACAAGUAUUAUCGACAAUAAAUUUCUUAAGAAAAUAACGAUUGAUGGCAAGCAAGGCAUUGCAUUUAUGGAUACUAAAAGCGAAUGUAAUAUGGUCCGGGAAACAUUUGCCAACGAUAUUGGUGGUACGCGCAGCAAAAACCCAUUUAUCAUCGGUGGAUUCGGUGGUGGUAUAGAACGAUCUGAGAUACAAAUUGAGACGGAUUUGAAAAUCGAUGAGGUUGAAAAACUGUUGACGUUGCACGUCUUCAAAGAUUGUGUGUUGAAUUACGAUCUAUUGCUCGGGGACGAAAUAUUUAAUAGCGAAAAUAUACGCGCCGUAUAUGACAACGGACAGUUCAAAUUCGCAGACAAAGUAAAAACGACGUGUAAAAUUAAUAAACUUAGUCCAAUAACGGAAGAUGACGUGUGUAUGGACACUGUAAAUGCAGAUUCUAAGGGAAAGCUGUUAGAGGUGAUGAAUGAAUUCCGAGAAUGUUUCGCUACAGGUAUGGAUGGAAUCGGCAAAACUAGUGUAGUCGAAAUGAAAAUUGAGUUAAUGACCAACGAGGUGAUCGCACAAGUCCCGUAUAGAGUUCCGGAACGGAAAAAAGAAAUCGUUGCGAAGAAAACUCAAGAGUUGUUCGACAAUGAUAUUAUAGCUCCGUCUGAAUCAGUUAUGCGAGUCCAAUGUUGCUUGUGA
Molecule: messenger RNA, 1617 nt
Organism: Teleopsis dalmanni
Lineage: Eukaryota; Metazoa; Arthropoda; Insecta; Diptera; Diopsidae
Exons: 2
Coding region: 1-1617 (538 amino acids)
Source: RefSeq, a predicted model, not a curated record